UGGCAUUUGGACCUAAAAGUUCUAAAUGGCUAAAUCACUUAAAAUCAACUCUAGCCCAAAACAAAAGGCUAAAAAUAUUAUUAGCCCAUCAAUUAAGUACCAUAAAGCCCACAAUACAAAGCCCAUAAAAAUCAGCCACUCACAUUUUCCGUUUUAACCUAAACCCACUAACCAAUUCUGGCGGGAACUACACUCAUUUCCCGCCAACUCAAUCCCCCAAAACAACACUCAUUCACUCACUUUCCCCAAUUUCUCCCAAAAAAAACCCCAAAACCUCAUUUUCUCUCUCCUAAACCCUCAUCAAUGGCGUCCGAUUCUUCUCCUGGCAACAUCAAUGGAGGUCCUUCUUCCCCAGAUGAUUUCGCAUCUAGUCCAAUCGGAAACACUUUCUCUUCUCCCGGCGACGGAGGCGGAAGCGGCGGAGGUCGGCAAACUCGCCGGAGCCAAAGACCCACUUCGUCGAACACCUCAACUCCACUUCGGUCAAGGCUAAACCCUUCAAAUGAGGCUAGAACCCCUUCUUCUACUGGGUCCCGCCGAAGAGGCGGACCGCGGCGAGACCCAACUCCUUCGACACCCGUUGCCCCCACCCCGACAUCUUCCGAAGCUGGGGAGGGGUUUGAUGGUGAUGAUGCUCCUCCAAUGUAUGUUUGGGGGACUAAUAUUAGUGUUCAGGAUGUUAAUGGUGCAAUUCUUAGGUUUUUGAGGAAUUUUAGGGAUGAAUCUAUUGAUUUUGAGAGUGGUGAGUUGGAAGGGAAGUAUAUGAGAUCGAUUCGACGAGUGAUUGAGAUUGAAGGUGAUUGGCUUGAUGUUGAUGCACACCAUGUGUUUGAUUAUGAUCCUGAUUUGUAUAAUAAAAUGGUGAGGUAUCCUCUUGAAGUUUUGGCGAUUUUCGAUAUCGUUUUGAUGGAUAUUGUUGCCAAGAUUAAGCCCCUUUUUGAGAAGCAUGUUCAAGCUAGGAUCUUUAAUCUUAAAGUUUCUAGUUGUAUGAGGAAUUUGAAUCCUUCUGAUAUUGAGAAGAUGGUAUCUUUGAAGGGAAUGGUUAUUAGAUGCAGUUCAGUUAUACCCAAUAUUCGAGAAGCGGUUUUCAGGUGUCUUGUGUGUGGUUAUUUCACUGACUCCCUUGUUGUAGACCGAGGAAGAGUUAGUGAGCCUCCAGCCUGUUUUAGGGAAGAAUGCAAGGCAAAGAAUUCUAUGUCACUUGUUCACAAUAGAUGCAGGUUUGCUGAUAAGCAGAUUGUGCGGCUCCAAGAGACACCAGAUGAGAUUCCUGACGGAGGGACACCUCACACAGUGAGCUUGUUGUUGCACGAUAAAUUGGUGGAUUCAGCAAAGCCAGGUGACCGGGUUGAGGUCACUGGAAUUUAUAGGGCAAUGAGUGUCAGAGUUGGACCUACACAAAGAAAUGUGAAGUCAUUGUUCAAGACUUAUAUUGAUUGUCUCCACAUAAAGAAAACCGAUAAGUCAAGGAUGCAGAAUGAAGACCCCAUGGAGAUAGAUAUGGGCUCAAGCAAUAACGAAGAAGAUAUGAAUGUCGACUAUCAAAAGAAGGUGGAGAAAUUGAAGGAGCUGUCAAAGCUGCCUGACAUAUAUGAUCGGCUAACAAGGUCAUUGGCACCAAAUAUUUGGGAGCUUGAUGAUGUCAAAAAAGGCCUUCUUUGUCAGCUGUUUGGUGGUAGUCACUUGAAGCUGGCGGCUGGAGCUAAUUUUCGUGGUGACAUCAACAUUCUUCUUGUUGGUGAUCCUGGAACAAGCAAGUCACAACUGCUUCAGUAUAUCCAUAAGCUAUCUCCUCGCGGGAUAUAUACAAGUGGUAGAGGAAGUUCAGCUGUUGGAUUGACUGCUUAUGUUGCCAAAGAUCCUGAAACAGGGGAAACCGUUUUGGAGAGUGGAGCCCUUGUUCUAAGUGAUAGAGGCAUAUGUUGCAUUGAUGAAUUUGACAAAAUGUCUGACAGUGCACGAAGCAUGUUACACGAGGUGAUGGAACAACAAACAGUUUCAAUUGCGAAGGCUGGAAUCAUUGCUUCCCUUAAUGCUAGAACCUCGGUAUUGGCUUGUGCAAAUCCCAGUGGUUCGCGUUACAAUCCUCGUUUGUCUGUUAUUGACAACAUACACCUUCCCCCUACAUUAUUGUCAAGGUUUGAUUUGAUUUAUUUGAUACUUGACAAAGCUGAUGAACAGACAGACAGGCGUCUGGCAAAGCAUAUAGUUGCUCUUCACUUUGAAGACCCAGAGAGUAUACAGCAGGAUUUUCUAGACCUUCAGACAUUAACUACUUAUGUGAGUUAUGCAAGAAAAAAUAUUCAUCCGCGGCUUUCUGAUGAAGCUUCUGAAGAAUUAAUCCGUGGAUAUGUUGAGAUGAGAAGGAAAGGAAACUUUCCGGGUAGUAGUAAGAAGGUUAUAACUGCAACCCCUAGGCAACUUGAGAGUUUAAUACGACUUGGUGAAGCAUUGGCUCGGAUGCGUUUUUCUGAAUGGGUUGAGAAGCAAGAUGUGACUGAAGCUAUUCGGCUACUAGAAGUUGCAAUGCAACAAUCAGCAACUGAUCAUUCUACAGGAACCAUAGAUAUGGAUCUAAUUACAACUGGGAUAUCAGCAAGUGAAAGGAUAAGACGUGAACAAGUGCUGUCUGCAACCCGCAAUGUAAUUAUGGACAAAAUGCAACUUGGCGGACCAUCAAUACGCACAUUAGAGCUGCUUGAAGAGCUGAAGAAGCAGAGUUCUGGUGCUGAAUUCCACCUUAAUGAUGUUCGGAAUGCAUUAUCAACUCUAGCAAGCGAGGGAUUUGUAUCUGUUCAUGGUGAUAGUGUAAAGAGAAUAUAGAAGAGGAAUGCAGCAAACCUCUGAAUCAAAAGAAUAUUCAUCAAGAAACAGUCCAACUGUAUCACCCUAAAACCUGGCAUGUACAAGUUUCAUGAAUUUCAGUGAUAAUAGUUCAUUGUAAAAAGACCGCUCUGUAAGGUUCCAGCAAAAUCUGUAGUGUUAUUGAUCUUAUUAUUAUAUGAAUGCCAUGAUCUUAGACAAUUUUUUGUGA
Messenger RNA from Chenopodium quinoa (quinoa), 3034 nucleotides. Its product is annotated as DNA replication licensing factor MCM4-like. Gene Ontology annotation, molecular function: ATP hydrolysis activity; single-stranded DNA helicase activity; single-stranded DNA binding. The record is from RefSeq and is a predicted model, not a curated record. Gene Ontology annotation, biological process: DNA replication; mitotic DNA replication initiation; double-strand break repair via break-induced replication. The transcript is spliced from 18 exons. Gene Ontology annotation, cellular component: nucleus; MCM complex. Lineage: Eukaryota; Viridiplantae; Streptophyta; Magnoliopsida; Caryophyllales; Amaranthaceae. The coding region runs from base 304 to 2823 and encodes 839 amino acids.